ACUUAUACAGAGAGCAUAGGCCAUAAUUAUAAAGAGUUUUGUUUUGUUGUCCGCUGAUACUGAUGCAAGGAUGGCCGGUCUUGGGUUUUAUCUUGUUUGUUUCUUGUUUUUUUGUAAGAAUUUGAUCUCUGCAGUGGGUGCAAUGGACGAAGAGGACAUAGGAGUAGGGAACCACAUCCACGAUGAAGACCAUUCUGAAGACUGGUGGGUUGGGACGGAUCCUCUGCUGGGUAGCAUCACUCUCCUCCUCACCAUAACAGCGAUCCUGGGCAAUAUCACCGCUAUCUACUACAUCAGCACCAGUGCUGCACUACGGACACCGUCCUUCUUGGUGCUGCUGUUACUAGCCAUAGUGGACCUCACUACUGGCGUACUGCACCUUCCUUUCGUUACUGUCGCUUGCUUCACUGGUAACUGGAUUGGUGAACCAGGACUGUUGCCAGACCGGAACAUCUCCCUGACUCGGUGCAAGUGUACCUUCAUGGUGAGUGCUGAAGGGUGGUGGUGUAUGGUCAGCAGUUACGUUAGACCCUUCUCUCAACCCCUCUCCUUUGUCACUGUCGUCAUCAUCUCCGCUCUCAGAGUGUUAUCGAUGUAUUUCCCUAUCGCUUACCGAAGAGUGGCUACAGCUAAAAGAAUAAUGGGUGGCACCCUAGUGAUAUGGGUGGUAACACUGCUGCUUACCAUACCCACUGCUUACUACGUCAAGGGUUACAACUACAAUCUGGUCGCUAAACAGUGCAUGUGGAACUUCACUGAGUGGGCCCACGUGAGGUUUGGUUUUGUGUACAAUAUAGUAGCCUUCUUUAUACUAGUGGCCAUACUGGUCACACUCAUUACCUUGAUGGUGGUAGGCCUUACCAAACGGGAUAACGUGCAGAAGGGCCGAAGGAAACUCGGCAAUAGUAAGACGAGUAAAGACCAAAAGAGUCAGAAGAGCAGUAGUAGUACAGACUAUAAGCACGCUUCUUUGAUCUCAAUAUUUGUUGGGCUAAUUUGGAUGGUUUCUAUAUUCCCUUUCUAUGUGUUUGGAAUAGUCCGAUCAUACACAAACGCAGUCCACAGGUUAGAUAAGUCGACAGAGAUGGCGCUGAGGACGUUAACGUUCUGGAUGUUGUAUUUGAGUCCUGUAGUUAACCCUCUUCUCUACGUUCUCAGACUCCCUAAAGUUAGAAAUGAGUUACAGAGAAGAGCCUCUUGCAGCUUCAAACGAACAUCAAGACGACUAAAGCAACAAACGUCAAACUUGGAGGAAAUCAUAAAAACGCAGUCUCAAGCAUUUGAGAGCAGGUUGAUUCAGCAAGCCUCAGAUCUGGAAACAAGACUGAAAGGAGCUGGCAACCGCUCCAACUCUCAGACCAUUUCAUUGGAUGCUGUUAUUUGCGAGAGCUUUAUUGAUUUUGGUGAUUGUGCUAUGGCUGCUGUGAUGCCAAGGGGCAAUACCGAACAAUCAGAUGUACAGAGUUUCAGUGACAAUGAAGAUACAGGUGUUCCGUGUAAACCGAACCCAUCACCAGCGUCUGUUGAGUUGGUAGAAGGGAGAAGAAACGAAGAGCAGGGUAUAGGUAACCACAAUCAGUCGUAAGGUAAUCAUUGCAAUUGCACCCAAAUCUAUAUUUGUAACAAGACCGUUAUCUAUAUCUGUGAUAUGAUUUUUAUUGUGGAUAUGCGAUGAACAGUUAUAAUUUUCGAUAAGCUCAACUUAGGCGGACUCGACUACUGCACUACCUAGUUAAAGACAAUAUCAUGAUAGAGUUUAGAUAUUUUUUGUACAGUUAAAAUUUACUACGUAGAACGUCAAUUUUAACAAUGAACUAGAGACAGAGUGUAUAUAUUUUUUCGUAUUUAAACUUAAAGUUUAACACUGUUUCUAUACAAUAUUAUUUGGCAUAAUUUGUAAUUGCAUUAAUUAAUUAUUAAGGGUUCAACAAGCUUUCGUUCUAAAUUUAACAUUUAAGUUAAUUUACAAUAGCCUUAGUUUAAAAGUGAGAAUGAAUCAAAUUCAAAUUUGAUUAAUAAUUAUUAUAAUCGUGAGCAUUCACAAAAUGUGUCAGUUUUCUUGUUUCCUUUCCCUUUC
Bolinopsis microptera is the source of this 2077-nucleotide messenger RNA. Its product is annotated as high-affinity lysophosphatidic acid receptor-like. Lineage: Eukaryota; Metazoa; Ctenophora; Tentaculata; Lobata; Bolinopsidae. Gene Ontology annotation, molecular function: G protein-coupled receptor activity. The transcript is spliced from 9 exons. Gene Ontology annotation, cellular component: plasma membrane. The coding region runs from base 71 to 1585 and encodes 504 amino acids. The record is from RefSeq and is a predicted model, not a curated record. Gene Ontology annotation, biological process: G protein-coupled receptor signaling pathway.